Colletotrichum chrysophilum is the source of this 2754-nucleotide messenger RNA. RefSeq lists its product as uncharacterized. NCBI's taxonomy places the organism in Eukaryota, Fungi, Ascomycota, Sordariomycetes, Glomerellales, Glomerellaceae. The coding region runs from base 1 to 2754 and encodes 917 amino acids. The record is from RefSeq and is a predicted model, not a curated record. The transcript is spliced from 6 exons. Gene Ontology annotation, molecular function: structural molecule activity. Gene Ontology annotation, cellular component: COPI vesicle coat; endoplasmic reticulum-Golgi intermediate compartment; Golgi membrane. Gene Ontology annotation, biological process: protein secretion; endoplasmic reticulum to Golgi vesicle-mediated transport; intracellular protein transport.
AUGAGUUACGGCAAGAAAGACGAAGACGCCGAUUUGGGCUUGGUGAAGGUGGACAGAACCCAAGUCUUCCAAGAAGCACGCCUAUUCAACAGCUCUCCUAUCCAACCGCGAAGAUGCCGGACCCUGCUCACCAAGAUCCUCCUUCUGCUCUACACGGGCGAGAAGUUCCCCACGAACGAAGCGACGACCCUCUUCUUUGGCAUCUCGAAGCUCUUCCAGAAUAAGGAUGCCAGCCUUCGGCAAGCGGUUCACCUCUGUGUGAAGGAACUCGCGUCCUCCGCCGAGGACAUCAUCAUGGUCACCAGCACCGUAAUGAAGGACACUGGAGGCAGCACAGAUGCCAUCUACCGCCCCAAUGCCAUCCGCGCCCUGUGCCGCAUUAUCGAUGCGACCACCGUCCAGUCCAUUGAGCGAGUGAUGAAGACCGCAAUUGUCGACAAGAACCCCUCCGUUUCGUCUGCCGCCCUCGUAUCGUCCUACCACCUCCUUCCGAUUGCCAAGGACGUCGUCCGCCGCUGGCAGAGCGAGACACAGGAGGCUGCCGCCUCCACCAAGUCCUCGAGCGGCUUCUCCCUGGGCUUCUCCUCCUCGAGCGGCCAAUUGCCCGCCAACAACUCAACGAUGCCCCAGUACCACGCCAUUGGUCUCCUAUACUCGAUGCGCAUGCACGACCGCAUGGCGCUGGUGAAGAUGGUGCAGCAGUUUGGCGCGGCAGGUGCGGUCAAGAGCUCCGCCGCGAUCGUCAUGCUCGUCCGUCUGGCCGCCCAGCUCGCCGAGGAGGACCCUUCGCUCAGGAAGCCCAUGAUGCAGCUGCUGGAUGGCUGGUUGCGCCACAAGAGCGAGAUGGUCAACUUCGAGGCCGCCAAGGCCAUUUGCGACAUGCGCGAUGUCACCGAUGCCGAAGUGUCCCAGGCCGUCCACGUUCUCCAGCUCUUCCUCACCUCUCCCCGCGCCGUCACCAAGUUCGCCGCCCUCCGCAUCCUCCACAACUUCGCCUCCUUCAAGCCCAACGCCGUCAACGUCUGCAACCCCGAUAUCGAGCUCUUGAUUUCCAACAGCAACCGAUCGAUUGCCACCUUUGCCAUCACCACCCUGCUCAAGACCGGUAACGAGGCCAGUGUCGACCGCCUGAUGAAGCAGAUUUCUGGCUUCAUGUCUGAGAUCACCGAUGAGUUCAAGAUCACCAUUGUCGAGGCUAUCCGCACCUUGUGCCUGAAGUUCCCCAGCAAGCAGGCUGGCAUGCUUGCUUUCCUCAGCGGCAUCCUCCGUGACGAGGGUGGCUACGAGUUCAAGCGUGCUGUUGUCGAGAGCAUGUUUGACCUGAUCAAGUUUGUGCCGGAGUCCAAGGAGGAUGCGCUCGCUCACCUUUGUGAGUUCAUUGAGGACUGCGAGUUUACUAAGCUUGCCGUCCGCAUUCUGCACCUCCUCGGUCUCGAAGGACCCAAGACCUCCCAGCCGACCAAGUACAUCCGCUACAUCUACAACAGAGUGGUUUUGGAGAACGCCAUCGUCAGAGCCGCCGCCGUCACCGCUCUCGCCAAGUUUGGUGUUGGUCAGAAGGACCCCGAGGUCAAGCGCAGUGUCGAGGUUCUCCUCACCAGAUGUUUGGACGACGUCGACGACGAGGUCAGAGAUCGUGCUGCCCUCAACCUCAGACUCAUGCACGAGGACGACACCAUCUCCGAGAAGUUUGUCAAGAACGACAGCAUGUUCUCUCUUCCGUACUUCGAGCACCAGCUCGUCAUGUACGUCACAUCCGAGGACAAGUCUGCGUUCGAUACGCCCUUCGACAUCUCCCAGAUUCCCGUUGUCACCCGGGAGCAGGCCGAUGCCGAGGACCGCACCAAGAAGCUCACGGCGACUGCCCCGUCGCUCAAGCCUCCCAAGGUUGGCCCGACGAAGACGUCCACCAGCGGCGCGGAGGCUGCUGCGUCAGCCACCGCUGCGGCUCAGCGUUACGCCCAGGAGUUGAUGCAGAUCCCCGAGAUGAAGGAGUUUGGCAGCGUGCUCAAGUCAUCGCCUGUUGUCGAACUCACCGAGUCGGAGAUGGAGUACGUUGUCACCGUUGUCAAGCACAUUUUCAAGGAGCACAUUGUGUUCCAGUACGAGAUCAAGAACACUCUCCAGGCUACCGUUCUGGAGAACGUGUCGGUCGUGGCAACGCCUUCCGAGGAGGAGGAGCUCGAGGAGGUCUUCAUCAUCCAAGCCGAAAAGCUCCCUACGGACGAGCCCGGCAAGGUGUACGUCGCCUUCAAGAAGGUCGGCGGAGAGGGCUCCAUGCCCGUCAGCAGCUUCUCCAACAUUCUCAAGUUCACCAGCAAGGAGAUCGACCCUACAACAAACGAGCCGGAGGCUACUGGCUACGACGACGAGUACGAGGUGGCCGAGUUCGAUCUGGCUGGCAGCGACUACGUUGUGCCGACAUUCGCCAGCAACUUCAACCACAUCUGGGAGCAGGUUGGCGCGGCCGGCGAGGAGGCUGAGGAGACGUUGCAGCUCAGCAGCAUGAAGAGCAUAGCGGAGGCAACGGAGCAGCUGGCCAAGGUGUUGUCGCUGCAACCUUUGGAGGGUACCGAUGUGCCAGUCAACCAGACGACACAUACUCUCAAGUUGCUUGGAAAGACUGUUGGCGGCGGCAGGGUGGUUGCCAAUGUGCGGAUGGCUUACUCGUCCAAGUCCGGUGUCACGACCAAGAUCACGGUCCGCAGCGAAGAAGAGGGUGUGGCGUCUCUUGUUGUUGCAUCUGUCGCUUAA